AUGGCCAUCAACCGUCCGCCCACCGUUGCCAUUGUCGGCGGCUCGUAUGUUGGAAUGAACCUCGCCAAAUCGCUGCUUCCCGCGUUGCCCGCUACGCACCGCGUCGUUGUGGUCGAGGCUAAUUCUCAUUUCCACCAUCUGUUCAGCUUGCCUCGCUUUGCAGUGCUGCCACGAGGUGGCGAGGAGAAAGCGUUGAUUCCGUACACGUAUGCACUCGACGCGGUUGAAGGACAGGCAAAGAUCCUGCACGCCAAAGCACUUGCCAUUCACACGAGUGAGCAAGAUCCCAGCAAAGGAUGGCUGAAGCUCGAUCGAUGCACAGACGAAGGCGAUACGUUAGACUUUGACUACCUGGCGAUCGCAACGGGUACACAGCUGCAGCGACCCUGGUCGUUGGCAUCCAAGCAGAGCGAUGCAGCCACAGCCAAGCGUCAAGCAGUCGAGACGCUGCAGAGCUAUCAAGAUGCCGUCAAACACGCGCACAAGAUCGUGAUCGUCGGAGGCGGGGCUGUGGGCGUGCAAGUGGCAUGCGAUAUCGCCGAGCUCUACCCAGCACAGAAAAGCAUUACGCUUAUUCACAGUCGUCAACAGCUGAUGAACAAAUUCCACCCGGAUCUGCACAAGAUUGUGACAACCCGAUUCGACCAAAGAGGUGUUCAGACCGUGCUAGGUAGUCGCGUAGUCAUCCCGCCGUUGGGUUUCCCGUCCUUCGUUCGCGCACAGACGUUUGACGUCGAGCUGCAGAACGGCUCCAAAGUCACCGCUGAUCUGGUGCUCAUGUGCACCGGCCAAACGCCAAGAUCCGAGCUCCUCGCCAGCUUCGCGCCCGAAGCGAUUUCCCCGGACGGGUUCAUCAACGUCCGACCCACCCUCCAAAUCGCGUCUUCCAAGUGCAAUAACGUGUUUGCGCUCGGAGACAUCGCCAACUCGCGCGCCGGCAAGACCGUGCGUGCCGCUUUCGGUCAGGUUGAAAUCGUCAAGUGCAACAUCCUCCAUCUCAUCAACGAGCAAGAGUCGGAGCUCCAACACUUCAUACCGGGACCCUCGGGGAUUCAUCUGAGUCUGGGGCUGUACGAGAGCAUCAAGUUCGGCAACCCGCCAAAGCAAGGCGAUCCACCGAUGAACAAGGGUAUCGAGAGAGACCUCAGCUUGGAUAUGGGCAUCGAGGGCAUGUGGAAGAGGUGGAACGUUCCCGAGGGCACGCCUUGGCAUCUAUAG
Mycosarcoma maydis (corn smut) is the source of this 1218-nucleotide messenger RNA. RefSeq lists its product as uncharacterized. The record is from RefSeq and is a predicted model, not a curated record. Gene Ontology annotation, molecular function: flavin adenine dinucleotide binding; electron-transferring-flavoprotein dehydrogenase activity. The transcript has a single exon. The coding region runs from base 1 to 1218 and encodes 405 amino acids. Lineage: Eukaryota; Fungi; Basidiomycota; Ustilaginomycetes; Ustilaginales. Gene Ontology annotation, cellular component: cytoplasm.